Molecule: messenger RNA, 14229 nt
Organism: Macrobrachium nipponense
Lineage: Eukaryota; Metazoa; Arthropoda; Malacostraca; Decapoda; Palaemonidae
Product: protogenin B-like
Exons: 23
Biological process (GO): cell-cell adhesion
Molecular function (GO): protein binding
Source: RefSeq, a predicted model, not a curated record
UAUGUAGAGGCCUAUUUAAAUACAUACUUAUAGGCCCACAUAUAUAUACUUAUAGGCCAUUAAUAUAGUCCUACUUAUAUAUACUUAUAGGCCCAUUUAUAUAUACUUAUAGGCCCAUCUCUAUAUACUUAUAUAGGCCUGCAGUGAUGAUUUUUCCUCAAUUCAGGUGGACAGACCUUUUAAAAAAAAUAUAUAUAUAUAAACAAAAAUAAUUAUAUAUAUAAUCUAUUAAAAAAAAAAAAAAAAAAAAACGCUCAAUAGACCUAACUACCUUAUUACACUCAGGAUAAAGAAGUUUUUAUUCCACCUCACGAAAACUACAAAAAAAAAACUACAAAAAAAACUAACUACUACAACUGACAAGCUCAUAUAUAUACAUAUAUAUAAAAUGCCGUUGAAGCCGUUAGAUUUGCUGAACUCAUCUUGUACAAAAUAUAAUCCAGUGGUAUAAAGUAUCUACGAAGGACGGAGAAGAACCACGGUUCCCUAAACCCCCCAAGUCUACGCGCCUUGUGACCUUCCAGCUCUACCUUCGAGUUCCUGUGUGUGUGUCUCUCUCUCACUCUCUCUCUCUCACACUCUCUCUCACACACAUAUACACAUACACACAUACACACUCUCUCUCUCACACACACACACACUCUGCUGUAACCAGCAGCAGGCCUCAGGGGUUCGACGAUUCCAUCCUAAAAGAAGAAGAAGAAGAAGAAAAGGACUUUGAUAUAAAGUAGGAGCUGGUCGAGGUAUAGACCAGAAGCUUGGACAAAGGAGAGACGGAAGAAGAGCUGAUAAAGUUGGCAGGAACCUUGAAAAAGGAGAGAGAGGAGAGUUGAUAAAGGAGUAGGCAGGAACCUUGCCAAAGGAGAGAGAGACAAGAGCUGAUAAAGGAGUAAGACCGGAAUACUUUGACAGAGGAGAGACAGAAGAGGCCACUGAGAGAACAUUGGGCAAAGAGACAGGACCAGGUAUACUUUGACAGAGGAGAAAUUUAGGGGAUUUCACAGCUGUGGCAGAAGAGGUGUUGACACAGGAGGACCAGAGAUCGUCGGGGCAAACUAAGGGGAUGAAAAUGAAGAAAUGGAAUGCCAGGAGAACCAUCCAUAGUACAAGGGAGAAGGUGGACAGCGAAGAAGAGAAAUAGAAGGCUGUAGAAGAAUUAUUCAACCUUAGGAUUGCAACCUGUCGUAGUGGGAGAGAAAACUAUGUAAAUAAAAAAAAAAAUAUAUAUAUCAUUUAAAAAAAACAACUCAAACAACUGGUACAAAUCACAACCAACGACUACAACAACCGCAACUCCAAACCCACAAAAAAAACCUCUACAACAACCAACCCCUCACAACCCCACCUUGAUAACUAGUAGCUGCCCGAGAACGCGUUCUCUUGACGCCUGGAAAACUAUGACCACACCUAACCAGACACUCACGUCGCCCGAUAUUCUCACUCUCUUCGCUCGAUGCCGCCCAUGAGAGCGCGCGCGCACGUCAUCCCCUUUUCCCUACGGAGUCAGAUCUUCAGCUGCUCCUGCGUUUUAGGACGUCUCGAGACGUAUUUUUUUGGAGUAGUCGUCGUGGUUAACAGUCUAAUACCCCUGUCUUCUGAGGGUUAAGUACAGAACUUCUUCAAGUCGUUUGUCGAGACACUCCGGUACUCCUCCUCCUUUUGCCAGUAUAUUUAUAUACGUACAUAACCCCAGCUGCUAGCUAGGUAGCUAGUUAGCUGGCUCCGACGAGGAUAACUUCGUAUACCUUGUUGAUUACGUGCUGUUCAGGGAAAGUAGUAGAUCCAAGUGUUCGUUUGGCCACAAAGAAUCUGAGAGUAGCUCGUUUGGAAAGUGGUGUCCUCUUGGAGAGAAGGCAACCGUAGUUAUUGAUUUAAAAAAAGAAGGAAAAACUCGUCCACAAAGUAUAGACAGAGUAACAGAUUGAAUGCAGAACUGCGAGAGAAUCUGUAGUCAUUGAUGAAAAAUAAAAAGCUUGUCUACUUAGGAUACACAAAGUGACAAAAACUUGACAAGUUUUGGGGGAAAAGUGUUGGUCUCCCAGAGAGGGGAGUAGAUAUUGUAGCUGUUGAUAGAAGGUAAUCUAUAAAUCUACAAAAAACACUUUUAAAACUGAUAGAUUGACUAUAGCAUUGCAAACCUAUCCCCCCAAAAAAACUAACAAACAAACAAAAAGGAAAAGAUUGAGGCAGUUUGAAAUCCAGUAAACACGCGAGUUUAUCAUCGAAAAGAGGAGCUAGUACUAUGCAUAGAAAAUGAGAUAAAAGUCAGGGAUAUUGAACGGAGUAACACGAAAUAGAAAAAUUAAACAAUACCCGUGGCUAAGAACUAACUAAACUAACUAAACUAUUUUGCUCACUGAACGUAAACAUCCCUCGCACUUCAUCCAGUAGAGUGAACUUACUUUUUUUUAUAUAUAUAUAUAUAAUUCCUUCAGAGACCUAGAGUAGAUCAGAAUGAAGACGGAACCUUUUCUCAGAAAACGGAAAAAUAAAUGUUUGUAAGACCGCUUCCUAUAAUAUUAUAUAAUAAUAAAUAAUAUAUAUAUAUUUCUCUGGUACCUGACGAUUAACAUGAUGUUAAGUAUCAUUGGUGCUCGAUGUUAUUAAGGAUAUAAAAUAGCGUACACUUGUAGCGUUAGUGAGGAAUUAGGAGUUAAUUAUAAUAUUUCUAUUAUUGGUACUGAUUACUACUAUUGUAUCCUAUUCUACAAAGUCGUUGCUGGCGAGUGAUUGUGGUCAGAAGAACUGAAUUAUGACGAGCGUCUGUAAUACGGCAGGUUUUAUACGAGAGAGAGAGUGAGAGAGAGAGAGAGAGAGAGAGAGAGAGAGGCAUUUUACAACACUGUACACUCGAAGGAAUUUAGAAAUAAGAUCAUAAAUAAGUCUACAUUGGUCAGAACUGCUGAUACGUCAUUGGAAACGAGCAGGAAUAUGUGAGAACUGGGGCCAGAUAAAAAAAAAACACCAACGUCUAAUAGAAAUCAGAAGAGACAAGAGAAAUACGUCGAAUAUAGGCGAGAAGCCAAUCUGGACGGUUCUUUUUUUUUUAUGCUGACGGACGUGGAAAAUGAAAAGUGCUUAUUCCCUGAAGAUUGACUCUAGCCAGUGAAGCUGGAAGAUUAGUUUGGGGAAGAGAUAUCCAGGGGAAUAAAAGAAAGUGUGAAAAUUAUUCUAUGUUAAGUGAAAUUAUUCUCAGUAGUAACCUGCAGCAGUCGUACAUUUUGAAAUAAAUGAAAAUAACGUCCCUAGACAGUGCUUAUCAAAUAGAAAAUGUCUUUUGGCAAGGCUACGUAUAAUAAAAUCAGGUCAAAUAGUUUGGUAAAGAAGUCUAGCUAAUUGACAAUAGCUGGAAGAACGAAUCUAGAAGUCUAUAGGAAGGUAGUUUGAGGGGACGUCUAGAAGCCUUGAUGGUUUGGGAAGACGUCUAGAAAGUUUAUUAUUAUUAAACAGUUUGGAAAACAUUUGCAACGUCAGCAAAACAAACCUCAGAACUUACAAACAAACCUCGUGUACCGGAACUACCCCCUUGCAGCUUCCGGCACAAACAAACAAACUAACGGAGGAAGGAAGGAAGGGAGAAGGGGACAAAGCAACACUGUACAAACGAUAAAAAAAUAAAAACAAACGAAGAAAAUAGGGUAGCCAUGGCAUCGAGGGGUCCCUUGAUAAUGGCCCGGACUUGCGCCCUUCUUGCCCUCAUCUGUCCAGUCGCCAAGGCCGCCCCCCUGAAUUUCCUCAGAGAUUCCGCCGCCACUCUGGGCUUCGGUUUCGAGUCCGUGCCGCCCCGGGAAACGGUGACGGUGGAAGGCGCCCGCCUGUUGAUUCCGUGUCGUCCCAUGAAGACGAGCAAGGGCGUGGCCAACGUCACUUGGACCAAGGACGGGAAGCCCAUCAACGAAGCCUCGAGCUACGUCCUGCAGAAUGGCUCGCUCCUCAUAAGCAAGGUGUCGAAACUAGACGUCAGUAGCCAGUACAGAUGUGUCCUGGAGAUGGGAACACGGAAGGUUGUCUCGUCGCCCCUUAACCUUGUCCUUGCAGCCGCAGGGGCGUGGCAGAUGCGCCCCAAGAAGGCGAAAGGGCGAGAGGGCAGCCCCGUGCGUCUGACCUGCCACAUGCCCUCCUUGCCCACAGCUCAGCUCUUCUGGUACAAGGGAUCUGAAACACUGCCCAUUGAAAGUAACUCUAGGUACUACCAACCUUCCCCGGGUGUUCUGCAGAUUACCAAUAUUACCCAAGAAGACUCAGGGAUAUAUAAGUGCAAAGGUGUGAACCCUCUCAUCAAGAACGACUUCAUGAGCCCAGGCGUCCAACUCACAGUCGAGAGCCACCACUACGCCCCAAAUGGCGACGCUGAAGGGGGAGGGGAGGUGGAGGAGGAGGAGGGGGGUGGGGGUGGAGGAGGAGCCGGUCCCCCUUCCUCGAUCCCAAAACCCACCCUCCUAGCGACCCCACGUCCAAGGUAGAGGUCCAGGUGGGUGGGGCACAGGACGGUCCUGGAGUGCAUCACUGAUGACGUGUUGAAUCCGAAGCUCCUCUGGUCCAGGAUCGACGGGCGCGAAAUCAGACGGUCGGGCGUACGGACUGAAGGCCAGGGGUCCCUGGCAUUCCAGGCAGUGAAGGAAUACGACGCUGGAGUCUACAACUGUUCUGUCGUCAGUCCCUUGCUGAAGUCGCCAGUCACUCAGAUGUUCGAGCUCUCGGUCCUCAAACCUCCCCGGGUGAACAUCACCAUCAUCCCCCAGGGGGGGCAGGUCCCCAACGGGGAGUCCAUCGUCAGGAUCAACUGUUCUGCCUCCGGCUUCCCCAGACCGGAGAUCUCCUGGUACAAGGACGGCAAGGCAGUGCCCCUCUCUGGGCGUCACAUCUUCGAUACCCUGGAGAUGGACAGGAACUUUACCCUGGAGCAGUUGGCCAUCACGAAUAUCAUGGCUACGGAUAGUGGAGUAUUCCAGUGCAUUGCCAAGAACCGCGCCGGAGUCGCCUCCGAGGGAGUCCUCCUUACGGUGAAGCUCUCCCCUAACAUGCCCGGCGUAGCGCAGAACGUCAGAGUGCUGGACAAGACCUCCAAGAGCAUUCUGGUCACGUGGAGUCCUCCCACUCCAGUCGUCUUGAACAAGUACCACUCAGACGUGGGCUACGUCAUCCAUUACUUGGAGAUUGCCGGGUCUGACCAAGAGAAACAAGUAGUCACCAAUAACACGAGUUUCAGGAUUUCGGAGCUUCGCCCCUACACCCUGUACUCCAUCUACGUCCGUACCUUCACCAUUGAGCUGGACCAGAUCCACCCGCUUUUUGGGGAGCCCACGCCGUCCCUCUUGGUCCAAACGCAGCCGGAUGUGCCAACUAAGUUACCGGAUGUAAAGCUAACAGCCCUGUCACCUACUGUUCUGAGAGUCCAGUGGGAGCUCCUCACGCAGGAGCAAGCCCGCGGGCCGGUGACCCACCAGAUGGUAGAGUGGCGAAGGAGUGGUGCCUCCGACAACAGUUUCGUUGAAGUCAAUCCCGAAGACAAUGUUUACGACAUAAAAGAUCUACAUCCCAACAAGUGGUACGACGCAAGGGUACUGGCCAGGACCCCUGCGGGAUACCCUGAUGCCCAGCACAUGCCCUGGGAGAAGGUCAAGAUGCUCAAGAAAGGGAAUUCGGAUAAACGUCCCACUCUCCACCUCUCCGUCAGCAGCGACAAUCCAACGCAGAUUCUGGUGGACUGGGAACUUGCCAAAGACCUGAGGGCCCAAGUGUUCUCCUACAGCGUCUCCUACAACAACUCCCACGGGUCUGAGUCCCACAGGAAUCUCCAGGCCUCUGCGUCGUCGAUUGUAUUAGAUGAUCUUGAGGUGGGAACUUGCUAUUCGGUGUGUGUCGUGCCCAUGUACAAGAGAGGACGAGAGACCGACAAGACGUCAGUGACGCAGACAAUCUGCACUUUGACUCCCUCACCACCUCACAUCCCACCAACGGACAACAAUGCUAAGAUUGGUGUCAAGAAAGUGAAGGUGAAAACGCUGAGCACGACCAGCAUCCAGGUUACGUGGCGCCCGAAAGGGAGGAGGAUUGCCCCAGAGUUCUUCACAGUGAAGGUCGUCCACUUGGGCAAGCAGAAGGUUUGCAAAGACAAGGAUCCGGACAGUCCCAAGGAUGCCGACGGUGACCAGGGUCAGUCGGAGCCACUCAAAGGGAAUCCUCCUCAGCCGUUGAAGGAAUCUCAGACUGCUGUACCUGAUCCAGACGAUAGUGGAGAAGAAGGAGGAGAAGGAGAGGAACCAGAGGUGAGAUACUGGAGGGUCACUGGACGGAAGGUCAUCCUCAACGAUUUGAAGCCUCUCAACCAGUACGAAAUAUCUGUAUCGGCCUCGACUUUGGCGGUAUCCAGUGCCCUUUCGAAGCCAGUUGUUGUAACUACGACAGAGGGAGUGCCUACAGCCCCGCUGAACGUAAGCUGGAAGGCUGCCACUCCAAAAGAUGUAGAUCUAGUCUGGAGUCGUCCGGAACACAUCAAUGGCCACCUCUUGUACUACUUGGUGACGUAUUCCCACGACCUCUUAGAGUGGAAGAAUCAUACUGUUGAAAGCCAUUUCACCAGUACACAGAUCAGAGACCUUGUAUCCAAUACCAACUACACUGUACAAAUAUCGGGCGUGACGGGUGGUGGUCGCGGUACCCUCACCACCGUCUUCGUCUACAUCAACGCGACACUUGUAGGGGAACCCCACAUAUCUACAGAACUGGUGGUGAUUAUCGUAGUGACGCUAUUGGCAGCCAUCACCUUCACCGUUGUGGUGAUCCUAUGCCUGAGGGUGAUCCGUCUACGACAGAGCGCAGCAACGUCGGCUUUCCAGGGUAACGGUACUUGUCGAAUGAUUUAUGCCAACGGACUCAAACCAGCAAGUCGAGAUUGCACUGAACUUAAUGAUUACAAACCUAUGCUAACCUCCUUACCACCAGCCAUUCAUAACCAUCACCUAGACACGAAGGGAGGCCCAGGGUCCCAUGGUGAUGGAGUAGUGGUCAAUUGUCUGCUAGAAGUCAACGCAUCUUCCAUGAAUCAGGCUGAUGUGCCAAACGAGAACCACGUCCCCCCGCCGCGCGACGGGAUCGGUUCCAGCAACCUUGAAGACAGCCUAGACGACAUCGACAUCGACGACGACGACGAUGCGUCCAGCAAGCUCCUCCAGACCAUUUCGGACGGAUGCUCCCCACUGACGACGGAUCUCGACUCGAGAUGCACGGGCGAAUCUACUCAGGUCGAGCCAGGCUCCUCCGGCGACAGCACAGGGGCGGUGGAAGUGACGGCGUCCUCGUAGGGAUUGCUUUAACCUCAACUCACGGGUGAAGGCACGGGUCUAGAGUAAUGUAGGUCCGGACGCCCUUUCCACAAGAAGAGAGGCGUGCUGCGGUUCUACGCCUCGCUAGUGCGGGCCGAGGUGGGGGGUCUUCUCCCGCGAGGUCUCGAAACUUGUAGUAAUGAAUCUGUUGGUGAGAGCCUACAACUCCAGUACUAAAAAUGAAAGUGACGGUACGGGUUAGAGAGGGAGUUUGGACCUGGUAACCCUACCGCGGGGCCACUCGUACCGAGUCGGCGGGAGGAGGAGGGUGACGAGUGGCGAAGCACAACGGUGAGCGAGCGAGCGAGAGGCAGCACAAACCUUGAGCAGGAAGGAUGUUUCGGAAACCCCCUAUGACCAAUCCACUUGGGUGAAAAUAAUACUCAUUCCACUGCAUUCUGUUUGUCUUACGAGAUGUGAGGCGGUUUUCAAGUCCAAUUUAUGUCUAGAGUCUUUUAAGAUAUAGUCGUAGUAGUUUCUUGUUGAUUAAGCAUCAGGGGAUUUCUCUCUGCAUUCAGGCGCUGCAGGUUGUACUGUUAAAAAAAAAAAAAGCUAAAAUGCACCACUUCUUUUAUGUUUAUAGAUAACUUGAUAUGUACAUGAUUGCUGAAAGCAUUAUUCUGUUGAGGGGUUUGGGGGGAUUCAAACUGCUAUUUGACAUCUUCCCAAAGGAAAUCUUUCAACGUGGCCAAAAUUAUGUAACGCGCGAUGCCAUCUCUUCGAGAGUCGCCGAGUGAAAUCUUAGUACUACCUUGACUUACAAAGGCAAGUGUUUGCAGCUAAUAAAGGGCAUUGUUCUACUGUAUUACAGGUAUACUACUGUAUAAGUUACUAGGAUAUAAUUGAGUCUUUAAUUGGAGAACUGAUGUGCAAUCCAUCCUCAGAGGGAAUUUAGUUUAAUUCUGCAAACUCUUUACAGAUUCACUGUAGUACUAUACUUGGUGGCAAUGUUGGGCCGUUUUCAUUAAACGUAAACAUUCAUAUCUAUGUCAUUUUAUUAUUGCAAUGAGAUCAGUUACUUGUUGUGAUUGAUGAAGAGCAGUUUUCUCAAGAUUUUGUCACAAUUGUGUGCUUUUUUUUUUCUUAGACCAAUUCACAUGAUAAUUACUAUAUUUUAGAAGUUGCUUCAAGUCUAUAACCUUGUUUGUUUCCUGUACAGUCAGGGAUUUCAAGAGAGACUAAUAAGCUAAAACUCCUUUUGAGAAACUGACAAAUGUAAAUACCUGUUAAGCAUGUCCUUGUUUUUGUAUAACAAUCAGGUACUAUUUGUAUAUUUAGUUCAGUAAUGUAAUUCAAAUAUUGUUAUGCGUUUUACUUUAUUCAAAUAUUACGCUGAAAUUAAUGAUGUCUGAUAGAGUAAAUCGUAUCAGGAAAACAGUUAAACACUAAAUAGAUAUUUAAAAGUUUUUUGUAUGCUAGCCAGGUUUCAUCUCUGAUGAAGAUGCGUUGCCAAGUAAAUUUGAUGAAUGAAACUGUAGGAGUUAAAUACACAAAGGUCUAUUAAGUACUACGUCCAUUGUAAGAAAAUUUAACAAAAAAAAAAAGGGCUCAUGUAAUGUCCACUGGUGAAGUCAUUUGGGAACUCCAAUCUUUGUGUGAAGCUUAAACCAACAUUCUUUUAUUUUAGUAACACAGAAUAUCUUUCAGCAGUCAUAGAGUGUUAGGCAAGUAAAUAGAAGUAUAGGAGUUAACAUAUACAAUCAAGAAGGUUAAAAAAACUUCAGGUUUAACAAAAAAAAAAUGUUUUCAUACUAUAGUUAAAAAAAAUUUUGUGUAAUGAGUAUAUUCUAGAUUUUUGUUCAUGUUAGCCUGGUAGUUCUAUAAAGGUCACUCAGGAAUGUCAUAUUAAAAAACAAAACAUAACUUAUUUGUGUAUCGUGGAUAUUGUUGCUUUGCUGGGUCAGUGGGUGUCAUCGCAAAGGGAGUGGAAAUUGAAAAGGUACGUCGAGCAGCGCUUCGCUCGCUGCGAGCACUGUACCUACGCUAGUCUCUGUGUAGUUCGAGCGUAUGGGAAUUCUAACUUGCCACAUGCAUUGCAGUGUACUUAAAGACUAGCCAAUGUGAAUCGCAUCGCAUGUUAGUUACGGCGUUCGGCCAACAAGACGUAAUGAAGUUUUGCCACAACGAAAUGCAUCGCACCGUACGUAAUUUUUCUCAGUGCACAAGAAACUGUUCAAAGCCUUUUUUUUUUGUCUUCAGUUUUUCCCCUUUUUUAAAUAUGUAUACUUAACCAUACCACAAUUUACUUGUUCCAUUUCUCAUAUGUGCUGUUCUCCAUUCCGCCGACGACUCUGCUUCGAGUGCCGCAGCCUGUUACGUAUAUUGAAUUCUACCUCUCCUGUUUUAGAAUUUCCUGUGAAACAAUAAAACCCACAUGUUCCAGUACAUAGUCUGUUUUGUAAGUCUUUUGUAUUCAGAGCUGAAGCAUGAUUUGUAUUUUUGUAUUUUUUUAGUCACCUAAUCAAAUGACAGUCCUCAGAAAUUGUUAAUGUUAUUAAAGUCAUUUGAGUUAUUGUAUGAACCAGCUUAUAAGAAUGUAGGUCACAGUACAGUGUCGUUUUGGAAUGAGAAAUGGUUUUUUGGUAUUUCAGAUUUAUAUUAUGUUAUGAACGAGUGAACUGUGUGAUUUGUGUUCCACUUUCAUGAAAUAGUUUCCCCGCACGAUGCUGCAAAAAUUCCACAAGGUCAUUUGAGUAAACAGUUUCAGUUUUUUAUCAGUAUGAUAGAUACUGGGUCAUUUUCACCAGGCGAGUGUCGGGAGAAGAGCCCGAGAUUCACCGAGGCUUACGAAUUACCCCCGACACAGUUUUCUCUUCCGUGAUGUAUAUUGGCUUGGGGUUUAUUUGGUUAACCUGCAUAAUGCAGUGAAGUACUCAAAGGUGCUAUUGGGAGAUGUAAGAGAGACUUCAAUCACCAUUCACUUGGAACUUAUAUUAUGUCUGUUUGAGUAGCCCACAAGAACGUGAGGUUAGGAGCAAUGAACAGAAGACCAGCCCAGCAACUCAAAGAGAAAGGGUAGUAGAGAAGAAGAGGACGUAGCCCAGAUUAAUGGGAAUUCAGUUGCAGACAUCGUGGAAGAGUUGAGGAAUUCAGAUGUCAACGAAGAAAACCUAAUGUGUUAUCGCAGACUUAUCAUUGGAACACCAAAAUAUUCAAGAAUUUCAACUGACAUUAGAGGAAAAGAAUAAUUUAAUCUCUAUUGGGUUUUUUUGGAAAUCUGCACAGCAUUCUGUUCUCAAUUAUAUUUCACACCUCUGGGAAAUGAACCCUGGUUCACUCUUCUCAACCAAGUGAGAGGCAGUAAGCUGUUUGUUCCACAGUAUAGUAGUUAUUGAGAGAAACGUAAGACCUUUUACUGUUCGUUUAAGAAAAAAUGAGAGGAAGAAGUUAUGCAGUAGAAAGAGUUAAUACACAGACUAAACUCUGCAGCAAGAACAGUCUACAGUACAUCUGAAGCCUUUUGCAAGACCUGGGGAAAAUAGCAAAAAUUCUUUAACCUUGAAAUAGAAAUCAUUUAAAAUGCUUUUAAUAAGGCUUAUUACUCUGAAAAGUUGAUUUCUUUUGUAACCUUUUAAGGCCUUUUUGUAUUUGAGGUAGGCUCAGAGUGACGCCUGAGAUGAAUUGGUAACUGCAGGUACUGUAGAGGUCAGGGUUAGUAGUAUUCCAAUAAAUAAAACUAAACAUUAAGGAGUAGAAUGUUAGCAAGGGUUAACAAAGCUGCUAAGAGUUAGAUCAUUUACCCUUGUCUGUCCUGUUACAAAUUGAAUCUCAUCAUGUUCUGUAUUUGUAACUAUUAAUCCAGGCCACAUAGAUUUCAAAAUAGAUCACUGUGAUUGUAGCAAUUUGUUAUUGGCAGUUGGUUGUGGCCAAAGAGUGCUUUUCUAUCUGUUAUUGCUUUUACCAUUUUGAUCCCAUAAUCCUACUGUUGUCAAAUGAUCCUUCUUUGAUUUGGAAAACUGAUGCUGAAGAGGAGACGGGAGGUGUGUAAGGAAUGUUGAUGACACAGUAGCACAGCCUUAUCCUUUGCUGAACCUAAAGAGAAUCUGUGAAAUGAACCGAUUGGCCGGCAGGGGUUAAGGUUGUGCGUGUCAUAUUUUCCAGUGCUAAGAAUGUGUUCAUAACUUUUAAGUGCAGAUUGUAUCUAUUGUGAUUGAAGGCUGGGCCUUAGAUGGUAAUUAGUGAUAGUUCCAGGUAUCUGCUAUCUACUAUGUACAGGCAGUCCCCGGCUUACGACCGGGGUUCCGUUCUUGAGACGCAUCGCAAGCCGAAAAUCGUCGUAAGCCAGAAAAUCAUCAAAAUUCCUAAGAAAACCUUACUUUUAAUGCUUUGGCUGUAUUAAAAAUUGUGUAAACUGCAUCUUUAUUGCAUUUUUCAUCAAAAAAAAAAUUCAAGUAUUGAUUAUUUUGCAUUUUUGGAGUCAUAUUUCUUCUGCCAGAUUGGCGUCGUAAACCUGUAAAUAAUUUCUGAAGAAUAUAAUUGGAAAGCGUUGUAACCUCGGAACGUUGUAAGCCGAACCUGUCGUAAGCCGGCGACUGCCGGUACUUGCAAAUUCAUGACCUGUGUAAAUUUUGUCUAUUUUUAAACAAGUUGUGUUUAGGAAAAUUGAUUAAUUUUAAGUCCUGAUUGUGAUUAUAGGCAAUUUCAGCCACAGUUCAAGCUCUACAAGGUCCUUGUGAAGUCUGUGUGAAGUCUUUGUACAUUUGGUUUUAACUGAAUAUCCAGUGUACGUUUGCAGGCAAGGUUCAAAGCCGGUGAAUAAUGUUGGAGAACAUGAAGGAAUAUUCAUCUUUACUUUUUUCUUUGACUUGAAUAUAUUUUUCAGGAUUGCCCCUACUGUAUUUACUGUACUACGUGUCUCAUUCGCAAUGAUUCUUACUACAUUUCAUUUGUAGAUAACUGUUUAUUUUGAUAAUUGGUUGUUAUAAGAAUACUAUCAACUAACAGCUCUUAAUUGGCAAAGUCUGUGGUGUAUAGUCCCAACCACUUCAAGACUUACAGCCAUGUUCUUCAUUGUAAUGUUAACAGUGUGAUUCUGAUCACACAAACUCAGUUUUGCAAUUCAUGCUGCCACCAAACUUAUUGAUCAUUUGCAAUAUCGGUGCACUUUUUCUGUUAUGUCUGAGACGAGUCUCCAGAGCUCUCGAGCACUGCAACAAUCUCCACCAUGUACGUAAAAGUCAUCUGAACCUCAUCUCUUAUCAUCAACUUGUCAUUUCAAAAAAAAGAUGAGCUCGGUCCGAGCGGAAGGUAGUAAGUCCUCGUGAGUAGGCCCGGUUCAAACGACCCGAGGAGGAUUGUUCGAGUGCGGUUCUUCCUUUGAAGGCGAUUGAACUCCCCCCGGGGGGUAGAGGGAAAGUGGCCGUUUCCUGUGUGAUAACAUUUCCUGCAUCACCCUUAGAGUAGACAUAUAACGCAUUUGUGAUUUGAUCGUAGCAGAUAUAUAAAGAGGGUGCGUGGGAAGGUACAAAUUAAUCAGUCAGGGAGUCAUACAGGAGUUGUUAGAUAAGCCAAGUGGGUACUGCCAGUAAGAGAAUCGCUAGGUUAUGUAUUUAAUGUGUAAGGUAGAGUAGCAGAGCUGUAAUGUAGUGUGUAAAAAAAAUGACUCAGCGGUAAGCCCAGUUCUUACGCAAUGCAUAGUUUCCCUUAUACUUUAGUUUUUUGUGUUCGCUGGGUUAGAAGUGCCUCCGAUAAAGUGAAUUAAAUGUAGUAAGUAUUAAACCUCACAGGUAAAAGUAAGAGUAGGAUCCAGAAUAAAAACAAAUGCGCAUUUGGUCGUUUGUAAGCUUGCUGGACAAAGUUGCAUAGUAGCGUCUGACGCGGGGACUCGAAAAGCAGCGAGCGUCACAGUAGGAAAUCUGAUGGAACUCUUGACUUUGGCAGAAGAGUGAAAAAGGCUGUGCUUUUCAAAAGCUGUGAUCCAUACAUCAGCAUCUUUUAGAGUAGGCUCUGAAUAUGGUAUUACUGUAUAAUCAUGCAGUAUAAAGUUAUAUUGUAAGGACCUGGCUGUGAAUCAGUAUUUAGGGCUAAGUGUUCACCCGUUGUAUCGCAACCGUUAAGACGUGACUUUAAACUUUAGGUGAUCCUGAUUGUGGCUGUGAAGUAUUACUUGGGAAAACUGUAUGAGCCGAUAUCACAAAAAAACGGAGCGCUGUGCGUUAUUCCACGCCGGAUAUACAUACGCGUAGUACGUACCGACCAGAUGUCGGUUUACGAGACUCAUUGACAGCGGAACGAAGAUAAUGAGAACCGUUUCUCCAGAGAGAUGACAAAUCGCCAUCGAAUAAUACCGGUCGAAAUACAAGUUGAUGAUAUGUGGCCCCCCCUUCCCCCCUUUUGUCAAUAUCCACAAUUUUCCCUACCCCUCCCCACCACCCCCCCACUUGGUACCUGGUUAUACAUUCUUUAAAGCUAAAAGCUAAGUGAUACUGUUGACAAAUGCAUUGUAUAUCCAUUUGUAUAUCCUCUUUAGCCUAAUGAAUGGUGUGUACAUAAACGAUUGGCAGUAUGUUAACUUUGUUAUGAAAAAAUCUUAUAUGCCGUACUGUAUAUAUGCGUGUGAGUAUGUCUGCGUACAGUAUAUAUAAACUAAUUCUUACACGUAGGUAUAACGUACAUUGGAAGUGUCAUUACACAUAAUACAUCAUUGCGUACUGUAGAUUUAUGCAUUGGGCAUAUUCUUGAUUUAAAGUCCAUGUUUGUAUAGACUGUGCGAACAAAGUACUUUACGUCUUUGCAUGCGUACAUGUAAUAUAUACUGUAUAUCUAGUACUGUAUAUCUUAUGUUGAUGCGUGAUACGUACACACAUGUAUGUAACAUUACAAGUACUUAUGGAUAUAUACAUUUAAGUACAUACAUUUCAUAUAUAUAUAUAUAUAUAUAUAUAUCUAUAUAUAUAUAUAUAUA